Messenger RNA from Pyricularia oryzae 70-15, 432 nucleotides. RefSeq names its product metalloproteinase. The record is from RefSeq and is a predicted model, not a curated record. NCBI's taxonomy places the organism in Eukaryota, Fungi, Ascomycota, Sordariomycetes, Magnaporthales, Pyriculariaceae. The coding region runs from base 1 to 432 and encodes 143 amino acids. Gene Ontology annotation, molecular function: metallopeptidase activity. The transcript has 3 exons.
AUGUAUUUCGCGUUUGCGUUUAUUUACCUCAAUGCUGCCGGCGCUAUAGCUUCGACUGCGGCCACUGGUUUAGCAGAUCCACGCCAUUACCGUUCUCAAGUUGACAGUAAUUUAGGCGGUCAUUUAAACAGACGCGCCCAUCUGGAUGGCCUUUCAGAAUGCCCCGAUACACAAGCGGUUCAAAACGCCAUACACGGCUGCUAUGAUCUUGCGGAUGAGGGCUCCCAUGCGGCCAGGAAUAAUGAUAAAUUGUUCAAAGUGAUUUUCAAAACCGAAGACCCAGACACCAAACGACAUGUUGAGAGUAAUUUCGAGAAACUUAAAGAAGCGUGCAGUAGCGAUUCGCACAAAGUGUCUGUAACUUGUCGGGACCCAAGCGAAAUGUGUCGUUUCCACGGUCCACUUUGCCAGGAGCCGCGAUAUUACCGCUAA